This is a messenger RNA of Pieris macdunnoughi, 537 nucleotides long. The record is from the annotation of a GenBank genome assembly. NCBI's taxonomy places the organism in Eukaryota, Metazoa, Arthropoda, Insecta, Lepidoptera, Pieridae.
AUGGCAGAACUGCACAUUUUAGGACAUUUAAAUUGUGCACAGCAUUUUACAGAGGGUUAUUCUUUGUAUUGUCGAUACACGGUUCAAGCAGGUCCCAAUUGGACACUACUUUCAGGAUGCACCGAGGGUCAGACAUCAACUGGAAAACCCAAUACUGAUAAUUCUGUUAUAUGGGCUCAUCCGCUUGAUAUACAUUUUGUAACUCGCGGUAUACAAGGUUGGCCAAAGUUGGUUUUUCAUGUCAACUGUCUUGACUCAUUAGAAAGAUCAUGGGUGGUAGGCUAUGGCUGUACUAGUCUCCCCACAGUGCCAGGUUAUCAUACAAUAAGAGUACCUUGCUGGCUGCCUGCUGCAACUUCAAUAUCAGAUAGCUUAAGACAAUAUUUUCUUGGUGGAUCUCAUCAAAUAACACAAAAUGAUAUUAUUAGUUUAGGAAAUGAUAGAUUCAAGUUAAGCACACAGUCAAAAGGGUUUAUAGAAAUUAACAUUUGUAUAAUUUUAAGGAAUUUCACUCAAUUUGGAGUAGAGUAUAAAUAA